UUCUGGGUAAUGGAGUUUCCGGGGCACUCCGCGCGACUUUGGUCCCGCAGCAGAGCCCACAAGGCGUAGGACCCUCGCCGCUCAGCUGAUCUCUGCGGCCUGGGAGAGGACCCGCCUGAGCGGUCCGCCAAGCACGUGCCGCCGGCGGGGUCGGAGGCCCUGAGGAUGUCUGCGGUGUUCCGGAAGCCCAAGACGUUCAGGCUGCGGGCUCUGCACAGCCAGAGGAAGUUUGGGGUGGCGGGUUGGAGCUGCUCGGAGGUGCUGCAGAAGGGGUGCCGCCACUUUCAGCUCCCUGUCACCGGCUCCCGCCUGUGCCUCUAUGAGGAUGGCACGGAGCUGACCGGAGAUUACUUCUGGGGUGUCCCUGACAACUCGGAGCUGCUGCUUCUCACCUCGGGCCAGACCUGGCAAGGCUAUGUGAGUGACAUCAGUCGCCUCCUCAGCGCGUUCCACAAGCCGCACGCGGGGCUCAUCCAGGCCGCCCAGCAGCUGCUCUCCGACGAGCAGGCCCCGCUGCGGCAGAAGCUGCUGGCCGACCUCCUGCACACCGUCAGCGAGAACAUCGCGGCCGAGACCAGGGCCGAGGACCCGCCGUGGUUCGAAGGUUUGGAGUCUCGAUUCAGGAGUAAGUCUGGGUACCUGAGGUACAGCUGCGAGAGCCGGAUCCGGAGCUACCUGAGAGAGGUGAACUCUUACGCCUCCGUGGUCGGCGUGGAGGCUCGGGAGGAGUAUUCCCGCAUCGUGGACGUCAUGUGCCGGGAGCUCAGGGCAGCGCAGUACAACGGCAGCUACUUCGACAGAGGCGCCGAGGCAGGCGGCCGGCUCUGCUCGUCCGAGGGCUGGUUCUGCUGCCAGGGUCCUUUUGACAUGGACACCUGUGCGUCCAAACACUCCAUCAAUCCCUACGGUAACAGGGAGAGCCGGGUCCUCUUCAGCACGUGGAACCUGGACCACAUAAUAGAAAAGAAGCGCACGGUGGUCCCUGCGCUGGCUGAGGCCGUUACAGAGCGAGACGGCAGAGAAGUGGCCUGGGAGUAUUUCUACAGCCUGCUCUUCACCUCCGAGAACCUGAAGUUGGUCCACAUCGCCUGCCACAAGAAAACCACCCACAAGCUCAGCUGUGACCCCCGCAGGAUCUACAAACCGCAGACGAAGCCGAAGAGGCGGCGGCCGGCCCGCAAGUGCCAGUGACGGGCCGCACGUGCCUCCUCCCCUGGGUGUGUGGGAUUCCAGUGGCUGUUAUCGAUGGCUCCUGGAAACACUUCAGAGGUCCUCAUUACAUUUCUGAAUCGGCCUUUGCACCUCUGAGAGCCCAAGCGCCAGGGGACCAGUUUGGUGCGCGGCCGGGACGCGUGUGGGUCUGCAGGGACAAGGCCCUGUCCUCAGCUCAGGGGCCCCUCCUGCCCCGAAGGUCCCGCUGCCGUGCGCACGCAGGGUGGCCUCCCCACUGACACGGCGUCGGGCCAGACGUGGCGGCGCUGGCUGGAGGGACAAGUAGUCUGUGUCAGCUCUCGGCUGGGUCUCCACUCCCACGACAAAUGCAGAGCUCUAUCCUCUGGGCUUUUCUGAUUGCUCCCAAGAGUUGCAGCCCAUCUGGGGUAAAAUGUUUGUAUUCCAUAAAGCACGUGCAAGGACAGGCGCUACCGUUUAUGGUGGCGGAGAGCGGGAGACCCUCCACGUGUGUGUCCGUAGGGGAAGGGCUCUCUGUGGUCUUGUGCUGAACCACAGGAAAUUGCUGUUCUCGUAAAUCAGAAAUGGUCAGAUGUCACGAUUCAGUCCUACCCAUCGACAUUAUGCGAAGCUGUGUAGCAGUUUUGUGCUUCUGUACGGAAACGGGGGGCUGUGCGUCAGGUGCAGAAGGUGGUCAGUGGCUUCACCACGCCGAGUGUGCCCUGCUGGUUUUAUAACUGUGUAUGUGUGUCGCACGUGCGUGUUAGUGCACGCGGGACAGUCUGCGAGGAAACGUGCCGUCUGGACAACAAUAACCCUGGGGCCGCGGUGGGGGCGCAGUGGAUUAUAAAGGGCUAAUUUUCCAAGUCAUGUAUUUCAUAAAACUUGAAGUUUUUGAAAUAAGCACUUAUUUCAUAAUCUUUUAAAAUUUACUUUUUUAAA
Leptonychotes weddellii (Weddell seal) is the source of this 2112-nucleotide messenger RNA. It is a transcript of the gene DFFB, whose product is annotated as DNA fragmentation factor subunit beta. Gene Ontology annotation, cellular component: nucleus; cytoplasm. Gene Ontology annotation, molecular function: DNA endonuclease activity. Gene Ontology annotation, biological process: apoptotic DNA fragmentation; apoptotic process. The record is from RefSeq and is a predicted model, not a curated record. Lineage: Eukaryota; Metazoa; Chordata; Mammalia; Carnivora; Phocidae.